AGCAGCAGCAGCUCUACAACAGACACCCCCCAUGAGUGAACCCCAUCACACCCUCAUGCAACCUAUGCCCAUGGCCCUGGCUAUCUACCCAGGCUUCCAAGGGAGUUUUGAUAUAGCGAUUGGAGAACAACCCCAGUUAACCAUUCCAAAUCCACACCUUUUGACCACAGUAUAUCAAAAUGAGCAGGUUCUCCAACUGAAGACUAGAAUGAGGGAUGAAGAGCUUAAGGCACUUUACAUGUACGAAGAAAGAAAAGUUAAGUCCCUAAAGAAAGCAAAAUCCUUUUUGUCCCAAGAAAGUUUGGAGAAAAGGUUUGAUGAGCUUCAGGCCAAAAUUGAACAACAACAUGCCAUCAUAGUGAGUACAUACAGAGGUUGUGUGAUCCUGUUUCUGACGUUUGAGUCUGAGCCCAAAUUUGCCCAUUUCUGGGGUUCCUGCACGAGCGGCCGCCUGUCUGACAGCCUGACUGAGCUGCUGAUGACUGAGGAGAUGCAGAGCCUGGAGGGAGGAGACCAGCUGGUGGUGAGGACUCUGGUUCUGGAGCAGGACUACAGAGCUUGGAGGGACUACUUUGGGAAAGGUGCAACAGGACAGGUGGAAGCUGAUGUACCUGCCCAACCUGUCCCAGGUGAGCCACAGCUCCCUGAGGAAGAGCAGGUGGAACAGGUGACAUCACACCUGGCAUCGCUGGGCACUUCCAGACAGCCAGAAGAACUAGAGAUCACACAGAAAACAAGGGCAGGAAGCAUCCGAUCCAUUGCAAGUGUCCAGUCAGUCGCAAGUGUCCAGUCAGUCGCAAGUGUCCAGUCAGUCGCAAGUGUCCAGUCAGUCGCAAGUGUCCAGUCUGUCGCAAGUGUCCAGUCUGUCGCAAGCACCCUAUCGUCAGGAAGCGUUCUGUCAUCAGAUUCAGGCUACGCAUCAGCUGGCAGCCAGAUGACUUUGUCGGAAGGCAAAAACAUUGCACCAAAGUACAAAGCAGAGGCAGAAGAAGCUAUCUCCAAGAUAACUGAGGGAAUGGAAAACAUUGACAGGGAACUCACAGCCAUCAAACAGAACUGUCAGGAAGUAGAGAAGGAAAUCCAGCAGCACUACAAGCAGGUAAUCUCCAAACUCAAAUUGGAAAGGCAGGAGGUAAUCACAAACAUACAAAAAGUCAACAGAGACAGAAAAGGGGAACUGACUCAGGAAAAAAAGAGAUUGCAGAUGGAACUUGGAAAGAACAAGGAAAAGGUAGCAUUCUCUCAAAAGAUUUUAGACUGUAAAAAUGAAAAGGAGCUUCUUAUCGUAAAGCAACAAAUAGAAGAAACGCUCCAGAAACUCUCCUUGCAGGAAACACAAACUAGGAGUUUGGAUGAUUGUAAAAGAGUGUCCUUCCAACCCUGUAGCCUAUCCCAGGUUUCUGGAGGUUCCUUCUCAGUACCUGUGUUUGGUAGGUUCAGUAUUGCUGUACAGGAGUCGGUAGUAGAGAGUCUGCCUAGCUCUGUCACAGUCACAACCAACACUGCAGAUCUUACAAGUGGGGAUGUUACACCACAGAUAGAGGUGACCUCACCACAGGGCAAAGCCACCCUGAUACAGACUACAGCACACAGUAGCCCCCCACUAGCUGCAGGGAAGGGACAAACCAGCAGAGUUAGGAGGGUCUGGGGUGCUGAGUGGAGACCUCUGGAGUCAGGGAAACACUCACUGGGGGUCUGUAUGGGGGGUAUGAAGGACCUGGGUUCUCUCACUGUAGAUGUGGGCAGUAACAACCCUGUACUGAGGUUUGGGCAGAAGGGCAACCAGCAGGGGCAGUUUGACAGGCCUGUAGAUGUAGCAGUCAGGGGGGACAGGCUGUAUGUGGCUGAUACUUUCAACAAGCGUGUUCAGGUGUUUGAUCUGAGUGGGAAAUUUUGUCAUUCAUUUCCUACUAUCAACCCUGUAGGACUUGCAGUUCAGACUGAUGGCACCAUAGUGGUGAAAUCUGUGUAUGAAGUGACGAAAUUUUCACCAUCAGGGAAACUGCUACACAAAUUUCCUCUGGGUGAAUAUUGCAUAGACCCCUAUGGCCUGGCAGUACAGAGGGAUGGGAGGGUUGUUGUAGCUGAUCCAGACAAACACAGCAUCUUCCUGUUUGAGGCAGAUGGGACACUGGUGAAACAGGUGGGAGGGCAGGGGAAGGGGGAGGGGCAGUUUGAUGAGCCACGUUUUGUCUGUGUGGAUAAAGAAGAUAACAUCAUUGUGGCAGAUAAAAGAAACCACCGUGUUCAGGUGUUUGACAAGAAUCUGAACUUUAAACACAAGUUUGGUCAGUGGGGCAGACAGCCACAGGACAUGUGGGGUCCUCAUGGUGUGUCAGCUGACAGCAGGGGGAACAUAGUUCUGGCUAAUGGAGGAGAUAACUCUGGUGAAGGUGGUGUAGAACAUGGCAGGAAGCUUCAUGUGUUCCACCCAAAUGGCAUCUGGGUUUCAACCAUCAGUAGUGAUGGGGACAAACUCAUCAACCCCCAUGGUGUGGCUGUGACAGAGGAUGGACAUGUGUUUGUAGCUGAUCCUGGUGACCACUGUAUCAGGAAGUACAGAUACAUGUAACAGUACAGAACAUCCUAGUGAGUGAGAACAUCCUAGGUACGGGAACACAAUAUUUCCUAACAAGCCCGCUGAAGAUGGUAUGGGAUAGAAAGAAUACUGAAACAAAGCAUGAUAAGUGUUGUAUAACCAGAUACUUCUUUAAUUAGCCAUUUUAGUUGGGGACCACUCUGGUUGAGGUUGACAAUUUUCUGGUUGAGUUUGAGUUUUCCAAACUUCCACUUAGACAUUCAUGACAUAUUUUAUGAUGAAAUUAUGUAUGAUAGCUAAUGAGUUGAAUAAAGCAUCCAAGUAUCCAAAGUUUACUCUCUAUAGAUCCAUAUACAAAGCAGUAAUUAAAACAAAAGCAGCUUAUACAAAUAUCAAAUGAAAUCUUACAAGAAUCUUCUUUAGGCAAGACGUUCAAAUAUUUUUGAUUAGUAUAUAAUGGGUUCAUCUACUAUCAGCAAGCUGAUUUGUAUUGUGUAACAGUGUAAAAAGUAUUCUUUACUGACACUGAGUUUUCAAACUUUACAAGUUUAUGGACCAGAAUGAAUGGCUACAGUUGUUGUGUUGUUGUAGUAAAAAAUAAAUCUGACUGCUGCCAUCCUUGUGUCUGUGUAUCUUGUGACUGUAACAGUGCUACUGAAAUAGCAAGGAAAUUUGCUGCCCCAUGUACCAGUAGGAAAUACAAACUUAAAAGGGUUUGAAGGAACGAAGGAAUAAACAAUCCUGUAAAAUCUUGUCAAAAAUCCCCACUGUAUAAUACCCUUUAUUUCUUGUAGUUUAUCUAUGCAUCAUCUGUGAAGUUUAAAAUGCCAUCAAGAUAUAUUUCAUGAUUCCUUUAUAUACACAAAUCUCAAAAUCUCAAAGCAAAGAUUCAACUUAACAGUUUCUACCUUUUUAUAAAUUGAAAAAAAUACAUAACUUUUCUCUGAUCAAUAUUAGGUUUCACUGUUCAAAAAGAAUCUUACAUGCAAACCUUUGAUUCUUCCAUCAAAUUUGCUGAUCCUUAAGUUAUGGUAAC
Messenger RNA from Branchiostoma floridae (Florida lancelet), 3575 nucleotides. RefSeq names its product tripartite motif-containing protein 3-like. The transcript has 4 exons. Gene Ontology annotation, molecular function: protein binding; translation repressor activity; ubiquitin protein ligase activity. Gene Ontology annotation, biological process: negative regulation of translation; protein polyubiquitination; proteasome-mediated ubiquitin-dependent protein catabolic process. Lineage: Eukaryota; Metazoa; Chordata; Leptocardii; Amphioxiformes; Branchiostomatidae. The record is from RefSeq and is a predicted model, not a curated record. The coding region runs from base 32 to 2572 and encodes 846 amino acids.